UUGAAUUUUGGCCCAUAAAGACUCGAUGCCAGACUCGAUAAAAAUGAGGCCCGAAAAAUGGCUCGAACGUCGGCCAGUCUCGCAAACCCCAACCCUAAUUAUUACCAAAAGUAAUAUUAAUAACCUCAAAUCAUAUAAAUUUCGGACCUCAAAAAUAUAUGUAAAUUUCGGAACAAUUUUGACGGGGGAUUUUAAAGUUUCUGAAAAAUUGCCUGAGAAUUCUUGGUAGAAUUCUUGGUAUUCCUGCUGUUAAAAAAAUUUUUUUCCUCUACUUUUGUUUUUUUCAGAAUGAUAUCCACUGCUUCUCCUUCCCCCUCUUCUGUUCCCAUCACUAAUUCUUCUGGGGAUUUGUCAAAUAAAACAACAAAUAUUGCAACUCCAAACAGCAAUAUUAAAAAUAGAAAAAAGCUGUUGCCAACAAACCAAGCAACAAAUGACAGAAAUGUUUUGAGCCAGUCAAGAACUGUUGAGGUAGUUUGUUUGUUCCUUGGGAGCGCCCAAAACGGCGCGCGGCCAUAG
Meloidogyne enterolobii is the source of this 519-nucleotide messenger RNA. Lineage: Eukaryota; Metazoa; Nematoda; Chromadorea; Rhabditida; Meloidogynidae. The record is from the annotation of a GenBank genome assembly.